Plasmodium berghei ANKA is the source of this 2445-nucleotide messenger RNA. RefSeq names its product mannose-6-phosphate isomerase, putative. Gene Ontology annotation, biological process: GDP-mannose biosynthetic process. Lineage: Eukaryota; Apicomplexa; Aconoidasida; Haemosporida; Plasmodiidae. The record is from RefSeq and is a predicted model, not a curated record. The transcript has a single exon. Bases 1 to 2445 code for a protein of 814 amino acids. Gene Ontology annotation, molecular function: zinc ion binding; mannose-6-phosphate isomerase activity. Gene Ontology annotation, cellular component: cytosol.
AUGAAAACAAGAAAAUUGUGCAUAAAUGAAUGUAUUCCAUAUGUACAAAAAUAUGAUUGGGGUGAAGGAAAGGAAGGAAUGGUUUAUGAUGUUAUGAAAAAUAUAGUAAGUGAUAAUUAUGAAAUAAUUAAAAAGAAUAUAAAUAAUUUUGAAUAUUUAAAAGAAUAUGCUGAAGAUAUAGAAAAAGAUAAUAACAAUAAUAAUAGUAAUAAUAAUAAUAAUGAUGAAAUAGAGAAGAAUGAGAAUAAAUUAAAAAAAGAGACAAUUGAUAACACACCUCGAUAUGCUGAACUAUGGAUUGGGAACCAUGAAAAUGGUCCCAACUUAAUUCGCUACAAAAAUGGCUUUGUAAAAAUCGGAGAAUUUAUAGAUAUAUAUAAAAAUAAAAAAAUUAAAAAUAAUAAAAUAUCAAAAUAUUUUUAUAGAAACCAAGAAGGAAAAAAUAAGGAAGAUAGUACCAAUGAUGACAAUUCUAAUUUAAAUGGAAAUAACUCAAACGUUAAUAAUAGUGUAAAUAAUGAAUCGAAUAGUGAAAAUAAAAGAAAUUCUAUAGCUUCAGAUAUAGCUGGAAAUAAUAAUAAAAGAGAAGAUAAUUUUAAGAGAUAUUCUGACGGAGAUUGUAAAGAUAUAUCAUAUAAUAAUACUAACGAAUCAUAUAACAGUAUUAGUAAUAAGAAUGGUCAUUUAUUAAAAGAAGGAUUUCAAGAAAAUAAUGAUUUAUUUCCAUAUCUUUUUAAAAUGCUUUCAAUAAAUAAACCACUUAGUAUUCAAAUUCAUCCAAAUGAGGCUCAAACAUUAUAUUUGAAUACUGUGAAUCCAAAUGUUUAUAAAGAUAAAAUUUUUAAAACUGAAAUGUGUGUAUGUAUUAAUUCUAUGAGUUUAUUAUGUGGAUAUAUUAAUAUAUUUAAAAUCUCGUUUUUGAUAAAAAAUAUAAAGGAGCUCUAUGAUUUUUUUAUGAGGAAAGACAAUAAUAGCCCUGAUGCAUGUGAUAAUGAAAAUGAUAUAAAAAUGGACAAAAGAGAAAAUAGUAAUGAAAGUUAUAAAAGGGAUAAUAAAAAAAUAUUAUUAAAUGAAGAGUCAGAAGGAAAAUCGAAAAAUCACGAACCAGAUGAAUAUGCACGAAAAAAAAAUAACAACAAUAACAACGAAGAUAGCAGCAGAGACUUAUUUACUUUAUUCGAUUUAUUUGAUACGAAUAAAAACGAACAUAUAGAAAAAGUUGUAAAUUGUUUUUCUAGAAUUUAUAAAUAUAUAAUUAAUUAUUCUAUAAAAAGAUAUAAUGAAGCUAAUUGUGAUAUUAUAUCUAUAAUUGAUAAUUAUGCAGAGUGUAUACAAAAAUAUGUUUUUUAUGAAGAUUUCUUUCGUAGUUUUUAUAAAAAUGAAAAUUUGCCGAAAGAUAAUAUAAAUAUAGGUAAUAUUAUAAAAACCGAAAAGGAAAAGUUGAUCGAAUUUUUUAAACAAAAUAAAAAUAUUCCUGAUAUGAUCGACUCAGAUGUAGAAAAAUAUAUAAAUAAUAUAGAUGAAAGUGAAGCACAAAAUGAAACUCCUGAAAGUAAUGAAAAUAACUCUACAAUGAGUAUAAAUAACGAGAAUUUCUUUACAAGUAUGAAAAAAAUAAAAUCACUUUAUGAACAUUUUUACAAAUAUUUAACAUAUAGAAUAUUCUUAGCAGAAAACGAAGUGUUAAACAAAUAUAUGAUUUCUAUUAUUACAAAAAAUCCAAAAUAUUCUUCCUAUAUAAAAAUUAGAGAAAAAUUAAAAAAAAAUGUUGACGAAUUAUAUAUAGAUGCUUGUAAAAAAAAAAAUUCAGAAAACUUAUCUAAAGAAGCAGAAAAUUAUAUUAUAAAUAAUAUCUUUGAAAUAUUAACUAAUGUUUCUAAAUUUUAUCCAAAUGAUAAUGGAAGAAUAUUUGUUUUCAUAUUACAACUAAUUAAUUUAAAAGAUGGUGAUGUUAUAUAUAUCAAACCUGGAGUUAUGCAUUCAUAUAUUUCAGGCAAUUGCUUAGAAUGUAUGACCAAUUCCGAUUUAGUUAUAAGAGGUGGCCUAACAAGUAAAGCAGUUGAUAAAGUAAAUUUUAUAAAAUAUGUUAAUUAUAAAAAUAACCAUCCUGUAAUUUUAGAAAAAGAAUUUAUUAAUUAUAAUAUUAUAUCAUGUAGUUAUAAAAACAUGAAAUAUUUCAAAAUUCUAUUUGUUAAAAUUAGACCAGGAGAAAUUGUCAAUUAUAUGUUUUCAGAAACAUCUUUUACAUCUUGUAUUAUCCUUUCCUCAAAUACAAAAACACAAUUAAAAGGAAGAAAAAAAGAAAAAAAAAAAGCAAGUAUCAAAUCAAUAAAAAAAGGAACAAUUUUUGUAAUUGCCCCUAAUAUUAUGGUUACUAUGUCAAAUCUAUAUGAAAAUAAAGAAGAUGGAGAUAAAGAUUUUGUUUUAUAUUGUGCUACAGCAUAA